ACAACAUAGUUUUACUUAUCGAUGACAAGGAAUGGGGCAUGGAGCGCCUGGUGCGAGCUCAGCAAGUGGUGGAGCUGCGGCCCUAUGACAUCGAGUCCUGGAGUGUCAUGAUCCGCGAGGCCCAAACGCGGCCAAUCCACGAAGUACGCAGCCUUUACGAGUCGCUAGUUAAUGUGUUCCCGACAACCGCUCGGUACUGGAAGCUAUACAUUGAGAUGGAGAUGCGCUGCCGGUACUACGAACGCGUAGAGAAACUUUUCCAACGCUGCCUAGUCAAGAUUUUAAACAUCGACCUAUGGAAGCUCUAUCUUACCUACGUGAAGGAAACCAAGUCGGGUCUAAGCACUCACAAAGAAAAAAUGGCCCAGGCUUAUGAUUUUGCACUGGAGAAAAUCGGCAUGGAUCUACACUCGUUCAGCAUCUGGCAGGAUUACAUAUACUUUCUGCGGGGCGUUGAAGCAGUGGGCAACUAUGCUGAGAACCAGAAGAUCACAGCAGUGCGCCGCGUAUAUCAAAAGGCGGUAGUCACACCUAUCGUGGGCAUCGAGCAGUUGUGGAAGGACUAUAUCGCAUUCGAGCAAAACAUAAACCCUAUUAUAUCAGAGAAGAUGAGUCUGGAGCGAUCUAAGGAUUACAUGAACGCCCGUCGUGUUGCCAAAGAGUUGGAAUACCACACAAAGGGUCUCAAUCGCAACCUGCCAGCCGUCCCGCCCACACUCACAAAGGAGGAGGUGAAGCAAGUGGAGCUGUGGAAGCGCUUUAUCACGUAUGAGAAGUCUAAUCCGUUGCGCACUGAAGAUACGGCCCUAGUCACCCGUCGCGUCAUGUUCGCCACAGAGCAAUGUUUGCUGGUGCUCACCCACCACCCGGCAGUGUGGCACCAGGCUUCCCAAUUCCUGGACACCAGUGCUCGCGUGCUCACCGAGAAAGGCGACGUCCAGGCGGCCAAGAUUUUUGCGGACGAGUGCGCUAAUAUACUGGAGCGGUCUAUAAACGGCGUGCUAAACCGAAAUGCGUUGCUAUAUUUUGCCUAUGCGGACUUUGAAGAAGGACGGCUAAAGUACGAGAAGGUGCACUCCAUGUACAACAAGCUGUUACAGUUGCCAGACAUUGAUCCCACAUUGGUCUAUGUUCAGUACAUGAAGUUCGCCCGUCGUGCUGAGGGGAUCAAGUCGGCCCGUAGCAUUUUUAAGAAAGCUCGAGAGGACGUAAGGUCGCGCUAUCACAUUUUCGUGGCCGCUGCUUUGAUGGAGUACUAUUGCUCAAAGGACAAAGAAAUUGCGUUCCGCAUCUUCGAGCUGGGAUUGAAGCGUUUUGGUGGCAGUCCAGAGUAUGUGAUGUGCUACAUUGACUACCUGUCCCAUCUAAACGAGGACAAUAAUACGCGCGUCCUGUUUGAACGGGUACUUAGUUCAGGUGGUUUGUCGCCGCACAAGAGUGUUGAGGUCUGGAAUCGCUUCCUCGAGUUCGAGUCUAAUAUUGGGGAUCUCUCCAGCAUCGUUAAGGUCGAACGUCGCCGUAGUGCCGUUUUCGAGAACCUUAAAGAGUAUGAGGGCAAGGAGACCGCCCAGCUGGUUGACCGCUACAAAUUUCUGGACCUUUACCCCUGCACCAGCACCGAGCUCAAGUCAAUAGGAUAUGCUGAGAAUGUGGGCAUUAUACUGAACAAGGUGGGUGGUGGAGCUCAAAGCCAGAACACCGGAGAGGUCGAGACAGAUAGCGAGGCAACGCCACCGCUGCCACGUCCAGAUUUCUCCCAGAUGAUUCCAUUUAAGCCGCGUCCAUGUGCUCAUCCUGGUGCCCAUCCACUUGCAGGUGGUGUAUUUCCGCAACCGCCAGCUCUGGCCGCUUUGUGCGCCACCCUGCCUCCACCGAACUCCUUCCGUGGACCGUUCGUUAGCGUAGAGCUACUAUUCGAUAUCUUCAUGCGUCUCAAUCUUCCGGACUCCGCACCGCAACCGAAUGGAGACAACGAAUUGUCGCCUAAGAUCUUCGAUCUGGCUAAGUCGGUUCACUGGAUCGUGGACACAAGCACGUAUACGGGGGUGCAGCACAGUGUUACGGCCAUUCCACCGCGCCGGCGACGACUGCUGCCUGGAGGCGAUGAUAGUGACGACGAGCUGCAGACCGCUGUGCCGCCCUCCCACGAUAUAUAUCGCCUGCGGCAGCUAAAGCGUUUCGCCAAGUCUAAUUAAGGAACGUUAAAAAACAUAUUUUCACUUUUUUCUUUCAAUUUAUGUAUUUACAAGAAAUCCAAUAAAGCAAACCACAUUAA
This is a messenger RNA of Drosophila mauritiana, 2275 nucleotides long. RefSeq names its product protein suppressor of forked-like. Bases 39 to 2195 code for a protein of 718 amino acids. The transcript is spliced from 8 exons. The record is from RefSeq and is a predicted model, not a curated record. Gene Ontology annotation, cellular component: nucleus. Gene Ontology annotation, biological process: mRNA 3'-end processing. Lineage: Eukaryota; Metazoa; Arthropoda; Insecta; Diptera; Drosophilidae. Gene Ontology annotation, molecular function: protein binding; mRNA binding.